Messenger RNA from Kwoniella mangroviensis CBS 8507, 666 nucleotides. RefSeq lists its product as uncharacterized. The transcript has 2 exons. NCBI's taxonomy places the organism in Eukaryota, Fungi, Basidiomycota, Tremellomycetes, Tremellales, Cryptococcaceae. The coding region runs from base 1 to 666 and encodes 221 amino acids. The record is from RefSeq and is a predicted model, not a curated record.
AUGUCAAGGAAUGAUCGACUUUUCCUAGAGAUUCCUCGAAUGCCCAUUCAAGACGUACCGCUAUGGAAGUCUGAGGACGAAAGCUUAGAAUUGGAAAGUCCACAACUCCUUAUCCCUCCCAGUCCUCAAACUCGACCACCAUCCUCCCAAGGUGACGAGCCAGUUUUGAACAAAAGCAUCACUUGGCCUUCUGGGCAAGCUGAUGACUUCCAAAGGCUUGGUCCUGAUACGCUCUCUGUACCAGACCAGCAAGAAGAAGACGAACGCAAUGGGAUCGAAUCUUUAUCUCAGAGCAGAAGAUCACUGACUUUAGGUGGACCCAUCAUAGCUUCUCAGACCAAUGCUGGACCUAGUGUGCUUGACGAGAUUGCUUUCUCCAACAAUCUACCUAAAUUCCCGUCUGCCUACACAACUUAUCAAAGUGGAGAAGGUCCUCAAAUCAAUCCUUCACAAAUAGCAGAACUGGACACCUUGGCUUCGGCUAUCUGCCAGAAUCACUUCUUUUUGCAGAAAAUCGCUGGCGCUAGGGUUAGUGAUCUAUCGAUGGAAGAGCAAUUUGCAUUGGGGAUCAACAAAUCUAUCGCUGUCGAUAAUCUACCUCAAGAUGAUGAUACGAAGCGAUGGACAGCACUUUGGGAGAGUCAAAAGACCGCAUUAGAAGGAUGA